Messenger RNA from Spinacia oleracea (spinach), 747 nucleotides. RefSeq names its product dirigent protein 21-like. The coding region runs from base 41 to 601 and encodes 186 amino acids. The record is from RefSeq and is a predicted model, not a curated record. Lineage: Eukaryota; Viridiplantae; Streptophyta; Magnoliopsida; Caryophyllales; Amaranthaceae. The transcript has a single exon.
AACCAAAUGCAACUACGCAGCAUACCAUUACCAGCCCAAUAUGUCUAUUCCAUUAAUUUCCUUGUUUUCUCUCCUAAUCUUGAGUUUUUACCUCCCUCAAAACCAUGCCUUCUCAAAAUCCAUCACAAAAGAAGAAAUGGGGAUUAAACAACGACAAAACUUAACACAUCUCCAUUUUUACUUCCAUGACUACUUUAAAGGGCCUAACCAAAGUGCGUUCCGCAUCGCCCAAGCCCCGAACACGGACAAAACUCCCAGUGGUUUUGGGGCGCUUGUUAUGAUUGAUGAUCCCUUGAAAGAAGGCCCCGAAAACGACUCGAAAACUAUUGGAUAUGCGCAAGGAAUGUAUGGGUUCGCAGACCAAAAGCAACAAGGAAUCUUGAUGGUCAUGAAUUUAGUGUUUAUUGAGGGUCAAUAUAAUGGAAGUACAAUAAGUGUGUUAGGGAGGAAUGAAGUUAUGAGUAAGGUUAGAGAAAUGGGUGUUGUGGGUGGAAGUGGUGUAUUUAGGUUUGCUACAGGGUAUGCACAAGCCAAGACUAUUACAAUGUUGGAUAAAUUUGGUGCUAGUGUUGUUGAAUAUGAUGUUUAUGUUCAACAUUAGUGUGUCCUUUUUUAUUUUUAUUUUUUAAAGUUGAGAACAAAUUGUUAUUUAGUUUCAGUUUGAUACUUGUUUUUCAUAAUGUUUAUGCAAUUGUUUUUGGGAAACUUGUAGUUUAUAAUCCAACCUUUUCCGUUCUUCUACAAAAA